Molecule: messenger RNA, 1818 nt
Organism: Ogataea philodendri
Lineage: Eukaryota; Fungi; Ascomycota; Pichiomycetes; Pichiales; Pichiaceae
Exons: 3
Coding region: 1-1818 (605 amino acids)
Cellular component (GO): plasma membrane
Source: RefSeq, a predicted model, not a curated record
AUGAAGGCAGAUCGACGGGGUCCUGAUGUUUCUUGGGAGCCGGUUUCUGCUCUGGCUUGGCUAUCUGUGCGAGGAGAUUUCGGGUGCAACCAAAUCGGCGUGCCGCCAAUAAACGUGUCUUCAAUUUCUGGCUGCUCUUUGGAAGAGAUCGCCACAUCCACAAACCCCAAAAACGUCUUGGAGUCGCCGAGUUCGUCCUCAAAGUCGGAUUCAGACAUCAUGGAAAAAUUGAAAAAAAAUAAUUACAUGCAAUUAAUUCCAAAAUUCGAUCUAAUUUCUUAUUUUUACUAUUUAACAAUGUUUACGCCAACAGAAUCAAUUAUCGGGGCCGUGCUGAUCCAUUUUGCUACAACAAGCUAUCUUGUCACAGAGGGCAAAAUCAUCGGGUUCUCGAGCUGUUUGUACAGCGUGCUGAGCCUCCAAAAGACGUACAACUGGUUUCUGAUUGCCGGGCUUCUGGUGGCAGCUGGAUUCUCGAAACUGUUUCUGGGCGAGUUCUACGUGGACCAGCCAGAGUUGGGGCUCACCACGUCGAUAGUGAGCGGACUGUUGGUUGGAUUCGGAACGUCCAAAGGUUGCGGGUGCACGUCGGGCCACAUGCUUGGUGGACUAAGCAGAUUGCGCUGGAGGAGUUUCGUUGCUACGUGCGUUUUCAGCGCGUCGGCCAUAGCAACGGCCACUGUGCUACAGAGAGGACAGCCGUGCGACGGACCCUGCUACAAAACAGUAGACGCUGCGGCAGCGUCUUUCAACAAAUCGUACCCGGACUUGGUUCGUGUUCUAUUAUGCUGUGUGUCUAGUAGUGUUGUUCUCCCGGUCCUGGCUCUGAGGAUCAAAAACUCAACAGAUAAGACCCUCCUCACAGUCGUCCACGCAUUGACAUACUUCAACGCCGGGUUCGUGUUUGGACUCGGUUUAUUUGUCGCUGGAAUGGUGCAACCGUCCAAGGUGCUCGGGUUCCUGUCCAUCCUGACCCCUGAGAAGUUCGACCCUUCCUUGCUCAUGAUUCCGCUCUUCACCAUCGUCCCAAACAUCAUCAUCUGGAAACUCCUCGCCCCACAACACCCGCUCGACCAGAAAAAACCAUUCCUUUCAAAAGACUUUUCUCUCAACUUUAGCAACGAGACCCCAAAACCGUUCAUCUUCGGAAACCUCCUUUUUGGAGUCGGCUGGGGACUUGCCGGGAUCUGCCCCGGCCCAGGUAUCAUGUCCACUGUUCUGAACCCUGCAGUCGGACUGCCGUGGGUUGCAGCGUUCUUUGUUGGAUAUCGCGCUGCCAAAGCUCCUGUACUUAAAAGCUUUCCCACUGGACUGGCUGCAGAAACUGGCUCUUCUGAAGCUCCCUCAGAAUCGCUGACAACUUCCUUUUCGGACGUUGGAACAGCAGACUUUGGCUCACUCUCGGGCUCCUCAGAAGACUCAGAGUCAUCAUUCUCCGACUCCUUGGUCUCUUCGGCCUCUGCAGGCUCCUCUUCCUUCUGUUCCUCUGGCGCCUCCUCGGAUUCUUCUUCAGGCUCCUCAACAGGAGCCUCUUCCUUAACAGGCUCCUUCGACUCCUCCUCAUGCUCUCCAGAGACACUCUCGGUGUCAAUGUCUUUCUUGGUGAGUUGUAUCUGGUCCUCGUCAACCGUGGACUUCUUGCUGGCACUAACGAUCUCUGUCUCUGGCGAGGUCUCUGUAUUUUCAACCAAUGGAAUCUCAACAGAUUCUUCAUCAACUGGGUGGCCUUCAUCAGCCUUCACCUCUUUAGCUACUGGCUGGAUCUGGUUGGUCUUUUCCUUCAGAACAUCUCUGUCUUCGUCCUCCUCCUUCACCUGA